UUUGAAUACGUAUCAUGUAUAGUUUGUUAUCGUAGGAUGCUUUCUGAUUAGCCGACGCUCCAACUUCGGGCUUUGUAGUCGAGUCGCUUGCGGAUGCGAAGGGCGUAAUUUGAGCAGCCUGUGGCUGCCUGACCCGAAAGCGCUGGUUAGGAAUGCUGGAACUCGUUGCGCAGUCUGUGGCGCAGCGCGCUGCUGCUGGCACCGCCCGCACGGGAGCACAUGACCUGCUCAGCGAGUUCCAGCUGCGGCCAUUCUACAACCUUUCCAUGAAGGGUGUGGAUCGCAACUAUCUCACCAUCAGCACCAAGGAGGUUCCGACCGGACUACCCGGGGACACCAGCCUCUUCGCGCACCCCUCCUGGAGCCUGCUGCGCCCGCCUCCCCUGCCGCCGCCUCCCUCCGAGCCCACAGAGCGGGUGGUGGAGCGCGUGCGGAGGGGCCUGCGCUUCCCGCCGGGGGGAGCCGUGCUCAGUCCGGCUGCCAAGGGUGCGGAGGUCACCCGCGUCUUCAUGCGCAACGUGCCCACCCCCCCUCCCGCCACAGCAGCAGCAGCAGCCGCAGCACGGCCCCCAGGGACAGCAGCAGGUGGUGGUGGCGGCGGGAGCGGCAGUGGGAUCUCCGGUGGUUUCGGCGCGGGGGGCAAGCGGCGGGCGACGGCGGACCCCUCCGUCUCCUCGGACGGGCAGCAGCAGGUGUCUGGGGACACGGGCGUGUCACAUGAAUCCAAGCGGGCCCGGGGCCGUUACUGAGGGCGCACGAGUGAGGAGAGAGGCGCGCCCGCCAGGGGAGGAGGAGGGGAAGGAGGGGGACGACCCUACACGGUAGUCGGAGCCGAGCCUUGCCAGCAGUGCCGCGGGUCGGAACGUACUGUGAUUGCCGGAAGAUGAAGCCAGCCAGCCCCAACGGUGCUCAUCAACAUCAGCUCACAUCCCCACCGCCAAGGCGCCAGUGUGUGUGCGCCCUACUUGUAACGCUGUCCGUUU
Astrephomene gubernaculifera is the source of this 983-nucleotide messenger RNA. NCBI's taxonomy places the organism in Eukaryota, Viridiplantae, Chlorophyta, Chlorophyceae, Chlamydomonadales, Astrephomenaceae. The record is from the annotation of a GenBank genome assembly.